Messenger RNA from Callithrix jacchus (white-tufted-ear marmoset), 2081 nucleotides. It is a transcript of the gene SLC22A7, whose product is annotated as solute carrier family 22 member 7. Gene Ontology annotation, molecular function: transmembrane transporter activity. NCBI's taxonomy places the organism in Eukaryota, Metazoa, Chordata, Mammalia, Primates, Cebidae. Gene Ontology annotation, biological process: transmembrane transport. The record is from RefSeq and is a predicted model, not a curated record. Gene Ontology annotation, cellular component: membrane.
CACUCCCGCCUCCAGAGUCCAAGGGUCUAUGUGGUGGGCAGUUUGAGCUGGCUGGAUACUAGACGGCGGCUGCACCUGAAACAGUUGGUGGGUGAGCAGCAUGGGCUUUGAGGAGCUGCUGGAACAGGUGGGCGGCUUUGGGCCCUUCCAACUGCGGAAUGUGGCACUGUUGGCCCUGCCCCGAGUGCUGCUACCACUGCACUUCCUCCUGCCCAUCUUCCUGGCUGCUGUGCCUGCCCACCGAUGUGCCCUGCCAGGUGCCCCUGCCAACUUCAGCCAUCAGGAUGCAUGGCUGGAGGCCUACCUUCCCCGGGAGCCUGAUGGCACGCUUAGCUCCUGCCUCCGCUUUGCCUACCCCCAGGCUCUCCUCAACACCACGGUGGGUGAAAGGCAGAGCCGUGGAGAGCUGGAGGAUGAACCUGCCACGGUGCCCUGCUCUCAGGGCUGGGAGUACGACCGCUCAGAGUUCUCCUCCACCAUUGCAACUGAGUGGGAUCUGGUGUGUGAGCAGAAAGGCCUGAACAAAGCUGUGUCCACUUUCUUCUUCACCGGUGUGCUGGUGGGGGCUGUAGCCUUUGGAUAUCUGUCCGACAGGUUUGGGCGGCGGCGUCUGUUGCUGGUGGCCUACGUGAGUACCCUGGUGCUGAGCCUGGCAUCUGCAGCCUCCGUCAGCUAUGUAAUGUUCGCCAUCACCCGCACCCUCACUGGCUCAGCCCUGGCUGGCUUUACCAUCAUCGUGAUGCCACUGGAGUUGGAGUGGCUGGAUGUGGAACACCGCACCGUGGCUGGAGUCCUGAGCAGCACCUUCUGGACAGGAGGCGUGAUGCUGCUGGCACUGGUUGGGUACUUGAUACGGGACUGGCGAUGGCUUCUGCUAGCUGUCACCCUGCCUUGUGCCCCAGGCAUCCUCAGCCUCUGGUGGGUGCCUGAGUCUGCACGCUGGCUUCUGACCCAGGGCCGUGUGGAAGAGGCCCACAGGUACCUGCUCCACUGUGCCAGGCUCAAUGGGCGGCCAGUGGGUGAGGACAGCCUCAGCCAGGAGGCUGUGAGCAAAGUGGCCGCUGGGGAACGGGUGGUCCGAAGACCUUCAUACCUAGACCUGUUCCGAACACGACAGCUCCGACACAUCUCACUGUGCUGCAUGGUGGUGUGGUUCGGAGUGAACUUCUCCUAUUAUGGCCUGAGUCUGGAUGUGUCAGGGCUGGGGCUGAACACAUACCAGACGCAGCUGUUGUUCGGGGUAGUGGAACUGCCCUCCAAGCUGCUGGUCUACCUGUCGGUGCGCCACGCAGGACGCCGCCUCACGCAAGCCGGGACACUGCUGGGCACCGCCCUGGCAUUGGGCACUAGACUACUAAUGUCCUCCGACAUGAAGUCCUGGAGCACUGCCCUGGCAGUGAUGGGAAAAGGUUUUUCUGAAGCUGCCUUCACUACUGCCUACCUGUUCACUUCGGAGUUGUACCCUACUGUGCUCAGACAGACAGGGAUGGGGUUGACUGCACUGGUGGGCCGGCUGGGGGGCUCUUUGGCCCCAUUGGCGGCCUUGCUGGAUGGAGUGUGGCUGUCGCUGCCCAACCUUGCUUAUGGGGGGAUUGCCCUGCUGGCUGCCUGCACCGCCCUCCUGCUGCCAGAGACAAGGCAGGCACAGCUGCCAGAGACCAUCCAAGACGUGGAGAGAAAGAGAACCCCAACCAGUCUUCAGGAGGAAGAGAUGCCUAUGAAGCAGGUCCAGAACUAAGUGGGAGCAGAGGCAGGCCCUCCACAGAAGCUCUGCAGCAGGAGCUGGGAGAGCAGAAGGGCAGGCCCUGCAACUCAGGCUGGGAGUAUCAAACCCUCUGCCAAGGGCUGGAGUUGCCACCGGUACCUACUCCCUGUGCUUAUCCAACCUUGAUUAUUUGGCUUCCAGGAACAGUCGACUUCCCAGAAUGCAGUAGGCUGCUGGGCACCCCUCUCAUGGCUGGGGAGGAUUCUGUAAAUAAAGGUGCCCCUUGGGUUGGGGCAGUGGUGAGGAGCUGUCGGAAGAGCCCUGGAUAGGAAGCCACUGAGUCCGCCCUGGCCUCUGAUGACAGCUUCACCAUUAA